Messenger RNA from Neocloeon triangulifer, 913 nucleotides. RefSeq names its product transmembrane protein 126A. The record is from RefSeq and is a predicted model, not a curated record. NCBI's taxonomy places the organism in Eukaryota, Metazoa, Arthropoda, Insecta, Ephemeroptera, Baetidae. Gene Ontology annotation, cellular component: mitochondrion. Gene Ontology annotation, biological process: mitochondrial respiratory chain complex I assembly. The transcript is spliced from 5 exons. Bases 217 to 864 code for a protein of 215 amino acids.
UAUAUUAAUUAUAAUUUCUUUGUUUAACGUGGUCUGAAAUUUUAAAAGAAAUGAGCAUGGCAGAAUGGAAAACGUUUUGAAACAUCUGCUUGAAGCUAAAAUUAAUUAAUCAAAGAUUAGUUCUCUCAAUUUAUAACAGUUAACAACUGUUUCUUGCCAUUCCAAUUUUCUUAAGAAUCACAUCUAUUUUAACCAAGAAGUGCAUUUCAGAAGACUAUGGCUCUUUUACACAAAAGAGACGAGCAAAUCCACGACCUAAUAGUUCUGGAAAGGAAUGAAGCCUUGAAUAAACAGAGAGAAAUUUUGCAAGCUUGGGAACCCCAGUCUCAAUUAUGGUCUGUCAAUCAUUCUCCUACCAUUUUAGCAUCGAUAAGUGCCUUAACGGCCAUGUACAUAAACAACCACUACCGUAAAAAAAUGAGAUUGUUCAACUAUGGGCGACUGUCCAGCUACCUCCCAACAGUAGUCAUCCCAUCAAUGAUAACUGCAUUUGGGCAUAGCAUGCUUGUUCAAAAUGAUGUCCUGCUGCGAGAUACACGUUGCGUUUUGUGCAUUCAGAUGAGGUGUGCUGCACUUCAAGUAGCAACGUCUGUUUGCUACCCAAUGGUUUUGGCUCCGCUUGCUGCAUUAGGAUUUGCUGCGAGAUACCGGACAUUCAUUGUUCCCAACUUAAUUUCCGCACAGGGACGAAAAUUUGCAGCUGAAACGUGGAUAAAGUUCACCAAACCAAUUGCAAACAAUCUACUAGCUAUUGUAGCUGCGCAAGGACUGACCGCCUCUUUCCUCGCGUACCACCAAAUCAAAACCGUAGCCAUGGUUGACGUCAAGUUUGCUGAGAUAGUUGGUGAAGAAGAGACUGUUUGAUUUUCACUAAUGAGUAAAAGUCAAGUUUAGCAUAGUAAAUAGCUUAUUC